UAAGAGGAGAAAUGGAAUCAAAGCAUAUGUUGAUGUCUGCGUUGGGAGUCGGUAUAGGAGUAGGAGUGGGGUUUGGAUUGGCGUCGGGGACACAGGCCGUCGGAAAAUGGGCCGGCGGCGGCGGCGCUUCCAUUAUGGGCGGCGGCGUUUCGGCUAAGACGAUGGAGGAGGAGAUGCUAGGCCUCAUCGCCAAUGGAAGGGAUAGCAAUAUCACCUUCGAUCAAUUCCCUUACUAUCUAAGUGAACAGACGAGGGUGCUGUUAACAAGUGCUGCAUUUGUUCAUUUGAAGAAAGGCGAUUUCUGUAAGCACACAAGGAAUCUAUCUCCUGCAAGCCGAACAAUCUUGCUUUCCGGUCCUGCUGAGCUGUAUCAACAAAUGCUUGCCAAGGCUUUAGCUCAUUACUUUGAAGCCAAUUUGUUGUUGUUAGAUGUAACCGAUUUUUCAUUGAAGAUUCAGAGCAAGUAUGGAUGUUCUAAAGAAACUUCUUUUAAAAGGUCUAUAUCUGAAACAACAUUGGGCCGAAUGUCGGAAUUACUGGGAUCAUUUUCAAUACUUCAGCCUAAGGAGGAAAGUAUAGGGACACUACGCAGGCAAAGCAGCGGCGUCGAUCUUGGAUCAAUUGGACAAGAAGGAUCUAAUCCUUCAAAGCUGCGGAGAAAUGCAUCUGCCGCAGCAAACAUCGACGAUCUUGCUUCGACAAGUGCACCUACAUCUUCAGCUCCACUUAAGCGCGCAAGCAGCUGGUGUUUCGACGACAAGCUUUUCAUGCAGACACUUUACAAGGUUCUCGUUGAAGUAUCGAAAACCAAUCCCAUUAUACUAUACCUGAGAGACGUCGAGAAACUGCUCUGCAGAUCACAGAGGAUAUAUAUAAUGUUCCAGAAAAUGCUGAAAAAAUUAUCCGGAUCGAUACUUAUUCUCGGAUCAAGAAUCGUUGACCCUGAAAAAGACUACAGAUUACUAGACGAGAAAAUUUCAUCCGUAUUCUGUUACAACAUCGAAAUAAAACCACCGGAAGAUGAAACUCGUCUCGUGAGCUGGAAGUCACAGCUGGAGGAAGAUAUGAAGAUGAUUAAAUAUCGGGACAAUAGAAAUCAUAUUAGUGAGGUAUUAGCUGCUAACGACCUCGAUUGUGAUGAUUUGGGCUCGAUUUGUUUGGCGGAUGCAAUCGUUCUCAGCAAUUAUAUUGAGGAGAUUGUGGUUUCGGCUAUCUCGUACCAUUUGAUGAAUGCUAAGGAGCCUGAGUAUCGAAAUGGCAAACUUGUUAUAUCAUCUACGAGCUUGUCGCGCGGUUUACGUAUAUUUCAGGAAGGUAAAUUUGGUGGUGAUAAGGACAGUUUAAAGCUUGAAGCACAAGGCGAGGUGUCAAAGGAGAAGAAGGUAGAUGCAGAAGCUGCGAGAUCGAAGACUGAAAUAAAAGAUGAAAAAGCCGGAAUUGCGAGCAAGAAGAUCGAAGGAUCUGCCGUUGCAAAAAAAACCGAAACCCCACCGGACAACGAAUUCGAGAAACGUAUCCGACCCGAAGUAAUACCCGCCCGCGAAAUCGGCGUUACAUUCGCAGACAUCGGCGCACUAGAUGACAUCAAAGAUUCCCUACAAGAGCUCGUAAUGCUACCCCUCAAAAGACCCGAUCUUUUCGAAGGCGGCCUUUUAAAACCGUGCCGAGGAAUACUCCUCUUCGGUCCACCUGGCACCGGCAAGACGAUGCUCGCCAAGGCCAUAGCGAACGAAGCCGGAGCGAGCUUCAUCAACGUUUCGAUGUCGACUAUCACUUCCAAGUGGUUCGGUGAGGACGAAAAGAACGUUCGGGCGUUGUUCACGCUUGCGGCAAAAGUGUCACCGACUAUAAUAUUUGUGGAUGAGGUCGAUAGCAUGCUCGGGCAUCGAAAUCGAGCGGGCGAGCACGAGGCUAUGCGGAAGAUCAAGAACGAGUUCAUGACUCAUUGGGACGGUUUACUCACGAAACCCGGUGAGAGGAUACUUGUUCUUGCGGCUACUAAUCGACCGUUUGAUCUCGACGAAGCGAUCAUUAGGCGAUUCGAGAGAAGAGUAAUGGUCGGGUUACCGUCCGUGGAAAACAGAGAGAAGAUCUUAAGGACACUAUUGUCCAAAGAGAAAGUCGACGAAAGAUUGGACUUUGCGGAACUUGCAACAACGACGGACGGAUUUAGUGGAAGCGAUCUAAAGAACUUGUGCGUAACCGCCGCUUACCGACCUGUUCGUGAGUUGAUACAGCAAGAGAGAUUAAAAGAUCAGGAAAAAAAGAAGCAUAAAGCCGAGGAUUCGGAGAAGAAGGAAAGGGUGAUCACUAUCCGACCUUUGAACAUGGAGGAUUUUAAGGAAGCCAAAAAUCAGGUUGCAGCUAGUUUUGCAGCAGGAGGGUCGAUAAUGGCGGAAUUGAAGCAAUGGAACGAUUUAUACGGUGAAGGUGGUUCCAGGAAGAAGGAACAGCUAUCUUAUUUCUUAUAA
Molecule: messenger RNA, 2471 nt
Organism: Erythranthe guttata (spotted monkey flower)
Lineage: Eukaryota; Viridiplantae; Streptophyta; Magnoliopsida; Lamiales; Phrymaceae
Source: RefSeq, a predicted model, not a curated record